AUGUCUAUCUCGACACCAAACCCUGAUGGACUCUACCCUAUAGUGGAGCUGAACUUCAAAGGUGUUUUUCUUAGAAAUCCUUUCUCGUAUAACCAUGGUAUCAAUUUCACUUUUAAUGAUCAUGAUUUUUCUGGAAUGACAUACGGUGAAUGUAUCACAUUUCUCGAACGGUUCAUGCAAGAAAUUAUAAAGAAGUUAUACUAUUGUGAACCAGGUAAGCCCUUAAUAUCUGGGAUAACUGCUAUUGCUAAUGAUGAAGACUAUGGUGGUUUCAUUUUUCAUGUAUAUAGGACAUAUGAAGAGGAGGAUGGAGAUGAUUCUAGCAUUGAUGGUGGUGAGAAUGAGGAAGAAAUUGAUAGCCUAACAGAUGUGGAUGUGGACUUUAAUAAGGACAUAGUCACUAUGAAUAGGACAAAGGGUGAUGAAUUUCUAAAUAGAUUAUGUGGUGAAGAUGAAGAGGGAAAUGAUAACAACAUAAAUGAUCAUGAUGGGCAUGAAGAGGAUGCCAAUGUAACUCAACAACAUUCCAUUUUUAAUGAGUUAGUUCCAUGGAAAAAGCAGAUCCCAAUACUUGGUAUGAGGUUCAAAGAUCCAUCUCAAUUAAAAUCGAUGUUAUGCAACUAUGUUGUUGCGAAUGGGUACCAACUUUGCUUUGAAAAAAAUGAUAGGAAAAGAUUGUUGGUUAAGUGUUGCAAGGGGAUCUGUAAAGGGGAGUUAUUAUGUGCUGUUGGAAGGGAUGCAAACAAUGGGAUUUAUCUUAUUGCAUGGGCGGUAGUAUGUGUGGAGAAUAAGGAAAGUUGGAGGUGGUUUUUGGAUUUACUCAUUGAUGACUUAGGACUUAAUUUAGGCUAUGGAUACUGUGUAAUAUCUGAUCAACACAAGAGCAUAGGUAGUGUGCCAAGCAUAUUAGCCAAAACCUUAGGAAAAGGUAUAAUGGUGCCCAAUAUGAAAGCAUUUUCUAGAAGGCAUGUAAAGCAACAACAAAGGAAGAAACCAAUUAUCACCAUGCUAGAGGAGUUGAGGAUGUAUAUGAUGGAGAGGGUGUUCAAGAAGAAAUGCAAGGGUCUAAGAUGGGGCAACAAAAUUUGUCCAACAAUUAGAGAAAUAGUGAAUGCCAUUAAGAAGAUUCUAAUACAUUACCAAGUCUUACCUAUUGGAUUAAAUCAAUUUGAAGUAAGAGGAACUACAGAUGCUUAUGAAGUGGAUCUUGAAGAAAGAACUUGCUCAUGCAGGUUAUGGCAGCUUAAUGGAAUCGGUUGUGUCCAUUCUGUUGCAGCUAUUAGUUUUAUGAAUAGGGAUGUAGAGUCAUAUGUGGACAAAAUGUUUAGUAGCAUCACUUAUAUGAAGGCAUACAAGCUUAGAGCUAUGCCUGGGAGACCUGCAACUAAAAGGAAAAGGGAUGCAACAGAAACCCCAAACCAGUCAAGUAAAAAAUUAAAGACAACUACCCAAACACAAAACAAAGGUAAGGAGCACGUGAAGGUAUCCAAGGGUGUAGGAGCAGUAAAUGAUGGAGGAGCAGUAACUCAUGGUGGAGAAGCAGUCAAUGAUGGAGGAGCAAUAAAUGAUGGUGCAAAAGCAGUCAAUGAGGUGCAUGUGCAAUAA
Molecule: messenger RNA, 1605 nt
Organism: Lactuca saligna
Lineage: Eukaryota; Viridiplantae; Streptophyta; Magnoliopsida; Asterales; Asteraceae
Source: the annotation of a GenBank genome assembly